Aspergillus ibericus CBS 121593 is the source of this 1209-nucleotide messenger RNA. RefSeq lists its product as uncharacterized. Bases 93 to 1202 code for a protein of 369 amino acids. The transcript has 4 exons. The record is from RefSeq and is a predicted model, not a curated record. NCBI's taxonomy places the organism in Eukaryota, Fungi, Ascomycota, Eurotiomycetes, Eurotiales, Aspergillaceae.
UGCAUCCAUUCUCUCGAGGCUUAGCCCCUUGAUCUCACCAUGUACGGCUGAGUUUCGGCAACACCUCCCAUCCAUAUCCACAGCACCACAAUAUGGGCCGGCUCAGUGCCAACGGGAUCAAGCUGCUAAUAUGGAUGGUGGUAUUCACUGUCCUGAUUACCCUGAUAUUAGGGUUGCGACUCUGGGCUAUCCGAGUCAAGCGGCGCUCAUUCAAAUUGCACGAUUAUUUGAUCCUUCUGGCAUAUAUCAGCACCUGCUGCAUGGCCGGCUUAACCUGGUGGGCCAUUGCCAACGGCCUCGGCGCACAUACCGCCGAUCUGUCUGCGUAUGAACGAGGCGUGCAAUUCCAAUUAAUAGUAGGCAGCAGCGUAACCUGGCUAGUUGGCACAGUUUCCUGCAAACUGUCCAUGAUCUCCCUGUACACGACCCUCUUCCCCUCCCGUCGCUUCACCUACGCCAUCUGGGCCAUGACCAUUCUCGUCCUCGCCUAUUUCAUCGCCUUUAUUUGCCUCUUCCUCACGCAAUGCCAUCCCGUCUCGUAUGGGUGGAAUCCCGUCCCGGGGGGAAGUUGUCGCUCGCUAUUUAUUCAGGAAAUUCUCUCGAUUACCCUCAACAUGGUGAUUGAUACCUUGAUUGCCGUGUUACCGAUCCCCGCGCUGUGGAGGUUGAAAAUGGCCAUUAGAAAUAAAAUCACCAUUAGUGUAAUGUUUGCGAUGGGGUUGAUUGUGGUCGCCGUCAUGGCCUUCCGUCUCGAAAUCACCCUCAACCCCUCCACCAACGCCGACUUCGUCCAAGGCCUCUAUCUCGUCGGACUGGUCAGUUUCCUCGAACUCUGGCUGAGUAUUAUCGUGGUGAGUCUGCCGACCCUGGCCCCGCUGUUUCGGAUGUAUGUCGAGCCAGUGCUCGCAAGGGUGUUGGGGUCGAAAGGGAGUGGCGGGGAGCCGAGACGAUUGCGCGAGGCACAGCAUACCAUUGGGAGUGAUCCGCCGAGUCGGAGGAAAUAUGCCCUGCAGGAGAGUUUUCUAGAAGAGGGAUAUGAGUUUGGGGUGGUGGGGACGGAGACGAAUGUGAAGGGGAGUAGAGGUGCAGAGGGGAAUAGUCAGGAUUCGUUGGCGGAGUUGGUGGGGAAGGAUGGGGGAACUGGAUUGGGGAUGGGGGGGAUUAGUGUGAGGCAUGAGAUUCAGAUCGAGAGGGAGGAGUGAAUGUAUU